This is a messenger RNA of Paralichthys olivaceus (Japanese flounder), 5129 nucleotides long. It is a transcript of the gene zmat4a, whose product is annotated as zinc finger, matrin-type 4a. NCBI's taxonomy places the organism in Eukaryota, Metazoa, Chordata, Actinopteri, Pleuronectiformes, Paralichthyidae. The record is from RefSeq and is a predicted model, not a curated record. Gene Ontology annotation, cellular component: nucleus. Gene Ontology annotation, molecular function: zinc ion binding; nucleic acid binding.
UUUCAGUGAAUAUCCUGCGUCUUGAAUUCUCGGCUGCUUGUUUAAACUCCAUGCCUUUUCUUCUGAUGCGAUGCCUCUGUGCACCGGACUUGGAGUUGUUAAAGAAUCCAUUAGAGCUGGGCUCUGUGACGUACCGCAAAGAGCGAUGUGACUAACUGAUUACACUUUAACUCAACACAAUAAAGAAGGGACAUAACAUGCGGAUCACUUGCUUGAAAUCAAUAGAAUGUGAGAUAUAUUCAUUUGGUAUUGAGUUAGAAAAACCAACACAAAGUCAAUGGUGGCAAUAAUGUCAUGCUGUUGCUGAUUAAAGCCACAAGUCUCUCUGUCGUCCCCCUAUAAAUGAAUGAUGAUGUAUAUGAAUGGUUGUUAGUGCCACCCAGAUGAUGUUUGUGAUGGGAGCCGCCACCUCCCGGCCUGCCCCGGGUGAAUUGACGGCGGCUGAUGAGCGCAGCGCGGCCAAUGGGAGCGCAGCGGGGCGGAGAGCAGCGCACAUUGUACUACAGUGUAGUGGCUGCUGCUGCCGCUGCUGCCAACAGUGGACGCGUCUCACGCUUAAGUCUGCCGCUCUCCACCUUCCUCUGGUUAAUGGAUUAUACAGUUUCCCUCCAAGUGCAACACCAGCUGGCCGUGUUCCCGACACACUUCUAUCAGGGCUACAGUGUGGAGUUACAGAUGAAGUCAACAGAGGUGGACCAAGGGCUUUUCACAGACAGCUACUGCAAAGUGUGCAGCGCGCAGCUCAUCUCCGAGUCCCAGAGGGUCGCCCAUUAUGAGAGUCGGAAACACGCCAACAAAGUUCGGCUGUAUUACAUGCUACAUCCUGUGGAUGGAGGCUGCCCUGCCAAGAAGCUCAGAACAGACAAUGGCAGUGACGAGGGCGACGUGGACAAGAAUAAGUGCUGUACGCUGUGUAACAUGUCCUUCACCUCAGCAGUCGUGGCACAGUCACACUACCAGGGUAAAAUCCAUGCCAAGAGGCUAAAGCUGCUACUGGGGGAGCAGCCCGUCAUCACAACUAAAGAGGCGUCCCCCAGUCCUGUAAAGAGCUCCCCUGAAACAUCCCCCAUGACCUCCCCACGACAGCGCCGCGACUCAGACCGCUACUGCCAGCUAUGCAACGCCUGGUUCAACAACCCCGGCAUGGCUCAGCAACAUUAUGAUGGUAAAAAGCACAAGAAGAAUGCUGCCAGAGCAGACCUGCUGGAGCAGCUGGGCAAGACCCUGGACAUGGGAGAAAUGAAAGGUCUGAAGCGGAGCUACACCUGUGAAGUGUGCAGCGUCACACUGAACUCGGUGGCACAGUACCACGCACACCUGCAGGGCUCAAAGCACCAAAACAAUCUGAAGAAUCAGAUAUGUGUCCAGUGAGCGUGGGACAAAGAUAAAAACCAACUACUGGAUUGAUGUCAGACAAGCUGUGGUCAGCUUGCCCUGCUUAUUCUGCCUCUGCCCCGCUUCUGCUAUCUCCACAUCAUCUCUCUCUCUCUCUCUCUCUCUCUCUUUAACUCUGUCUGUUUUGGCCGCCUUGACAAGGAGGAAAAUAAAGAUUUUGUCAUGUUACACUCCAGCACUGUAUCAACUCCCAGCUGACAGUAUACAGUACAGUUUUGACAGUUUCUCCUCAUCGCUGGCUACUCUUAAACCAUUGACCCUUGACAUUCCACUGCAGCUGCAUCCUGUGUUUUUGAUCCACUGACAUGACAGUGGCUCUGGCACACUGCAGCCUUUCUAAACAUGCAUGGAUUAAAUUAUACUCUACUUUCCACGGGAUGCUAUGAGCUGUACGUGGAAUUUUGACUUGAGAAUAUGAGGGUCGUUUUCAACUGUUUUUGUUGAACAGUUGAAGUGGAACAUAUUUAUUUGAAAUUAAAAGAGAAAGACACACAGAUGUACAUUACAGUACUGUAUAUGAUUUAGCGUUGUGGGCUUUGUCUAUGAGAAAAUGCUUCUCUUUGCCCUCAGAUUCUGUAUAGCACACACAGUGCAACUUAACUUUAAUGCUUUUAUUGCAUACAUGCUUGCAGUGGAGCUAAAUCCCCUUACUGCUGAAAGGGGUUGAUGGCAAUAAUGACACUGGUUGGCCUCUUUCUGUACAGUAUGUUGGAAUGGUCUUAUCUUCUAUUGGCAGUGCUGAACAGUAAAUUACUUCUGUGGCUCAUGUAGUGCUUUAAGGAGACCAGUGGAACUGAUUAGCUACAUCAGCAUCUACACAGGACCAGCAAAUAGUUUUUAAAACUUUAAAGGAAUAAUUCUGGCCUAUUACAACCAGGCUUUUAUUUUGAAUGUUUUGGCUAUCAUUCCUAUUGGUAAUAACUCACCAAAUAAAUGUGUGAGCUCUGGGAACACAGUAAGAUCACCAAAAUAAUUCUAAUGGGGCAAAAAAGACAAGCAGUCCGAUGAUCCAACAGGUUGUGUCAUAUUUAUUUAUAAAAGUAUAAAACAACAGGAGUUGACCCAAAAUGUUUACAAUCAUGGCAAAGUGAGGGGAACUAUUGAAUAUUACUCCAUCCAUGAACUCAUCAAUGUCUUGUAUGAGUACAGGUUGCAGUAGCAGCGAGCUAAAUGGCCCAGAUAUCCCUCUGAACAUCCCCUAGUCCCCCAGGUCUACCUGUGGAAUUCUAAGCCCUUCCCACGAUUUAAAAAAAAGGGCUUUCCAGUCGAAGGCUCUUCUGAAUGUCUGCGAGACGUUCAUCCUGAAUAAAGCUGGACAUUUUUUCAGGGGACAUACACAUACAGGACUUUGCAAAGGUGUCAUGAUAAUUCAUUACCUAUGCUUGCAGAGGUGCACACCUGUGCAUCAGCCAAAAACGAUUUUGUUUGAAAGUUGCACAAAUUAAAAGUACAAAUGCACAUUUGUGUACAGGCUGCAAAAGCUGAUUUUCACCAGUAAGUCCAGAUUCUGUUGAGACAUUGAAACAUUUUGGCCACUGAUUCCACAAUUCCAUUCUUUUUGUCUUUACACAGUCUUUGGCCAUAGUUGUUCUGGUCGGGUGUUAAAUAAAGAGCUCAGCUUCCACUGGAACACAACUUUCUAUUACAUUGUCUGCAUUCCUGCCUCGAUCGUAAAUUGCAUCCAGCCUAAAGGGAGCAGUUCUUUGUUUAAUAACCUGACCACAGACUAAGAGGUGCUAAUGCUCAUCACCCAGUGUGCACUGGAGGGUCGCAGCCUGAUGUCACCAACAGAACUGAACAAUCUGCAAAAAGUAGAGAUGCAGUCCUAAAGGCCUCACUCAUCUUUGACCAAAGUGUUUGUUAGAUGGUCAAACGAUGCUCGAAACCCUCUUCCUCCACAACUCUUCUACAUCUGCAUUUGUGGAUCCGCUCCUGACAAUUCCUAACUUGACCAUGACCAUGCUCACUUUAAGCAGUGAUUGGCCAUGUGUGUUGAACUGAGUAAAGAUGGACAUACAUUGCGGGACUUUAAUUCCCCCAACGUAUCAUUCUGUGACGAAACGCCCCAAAAACAGGUGUCUGCAAUUUGACUGGAAGAUUUUGGUUAAGCUAUUUUCCAGGGAGAAACGGUUUAGGCUACUAUAAUGAAAAUUAAACACAGGCCACAUUCCUCUUACUUUACUUUACAAAAGCAUUUAUCUCCUUCUUAUUCUGUCUUGCUGUGCAAAUACGUCCAGCUAUAAACAUUUUCUACUACUGUUUCUGAUGCAGUGAGGGAAAAUGUGCUAAUUCGGGGGGAAUCGACUUAUGACUUAGCUUCAACUGUGGGAGAGCCUGACGAUGGACAACCAAAGUUUCUGACACGUCAAAAAAGGAUGAGACCAUUUGACUUUCCAUCGGGAGCAUCUGAUAGCUACCUUCUCUCCCUUGUACACUGCACAACAAGCGACACAUGGUGAGGCUAAAAAUCUGUCCAUCUCAAAAAUGUGUUGCACAACUUAGCAACUGCAUCAACAUUGGGCUGAAAUCGCACAGUGUAUGCCCACUUUCAGUUUGGUUUGAACUUGCUUACCAUUAAAAUGAUCUUGCUUCGCUAUUGGCUCAUUAAAGAGACGUCUGACGGAUCAAGUUCCUUGUCCCUGCUUGUUGUAGUCAUUGCUCCAUGCUCCCAGAUCUCAGCAGUUUGGUGAGGAUAUUGUGACAAUAACCAACAUUAUUGAUGCUGAAAUAUGAGAGUCCAGCUGAAUUAAACCAAAAUGUGGAUUAAUUCUCCAGAUUUCAACAGAUAUUAUAUGGUUUGAUUUGUUCCACGAAUCAGAAAAGAAAAUGGAAACAAUUUUUCUUUUCCAUCUAAAAGCUUCAUAUACAGUCCACUGUAUGUGAUCAGUGCUAAAGGCUUGGAAAUAUUCCCUCUGGUUAAGAUGCUUCAUUUCAGUAUGGUCUUCAUCUCAGGGAGGUAUAACUGGUUGUUUUAGUGAAAUCUAACAGUGCUGUUGAGAAUCUAACAGUCACACGUACUGAAUCCAUUCCACUAUGGAGCCUUGUCGAAUGUGUUGGUAGAUAAUGGAGUGAACCAUAAGUGUUAUGGUUUCACGAAAAGAGUCUUGGUAUUGUAGAGUGUAUUAAAAGGGUAAUUCAGCUUUAUAUACCCUAUCAGUGAAAAAUGUUAGAACACCUCUAUUUGCAAUCAAUUCCUACAGGUUCCCCAAUUUAGUGAAACAUGCCCUCUGAUACUUUAAGAGGAUAAUACAUCCUAUAGCAACAGAAUGAAGCAGCACACAGUUUCACAUGAUGGAAGAAGACCUCAGUCUCCAGACCCAAGGUCUUUGCACAGAAAAACAUUGGAUCCAUCUUAAUCCGGAGAAGCCAUCAGGAACAAGGAGAAUUUCAUCUUCUGAUCAAGGAGCUGAGAAAUCAUCCAGAAGUCUAUGUGUAGUCAGUGGUCCGGUUUGGUAUUUUGCCAGGACUGACAUCACACACUAAAAAGAAGAAAAAACAAUUUCCUGUGAUUCAAUUGAUCCUGAACAGCUCAAACCCUCUAGAACAACUUUAACAGAUGCAAGAAUGAUGGACGACAGAUGCAAACUUUACAUGCAAAGAUCUCUAAACCCCAAGGAGCAAGAAACAUCCUCCUGCAGAGCCAGAGAGCCCCUGUCCCCGCCCCUGUCCUUCACUGGUUUAGACCUACAUGCGUGCAACUUCCUGACCCACUAAGAAUCUUCCUUUUAACAUCA